Molecule: messenger RNA, 2068 nt
Organism: Amphimedon queenslandica
Lineage: Eukaryota; Metazoa; Porifera; Demospongiae; Haplosclerida; Niphatidae
Product: titin-like
Exons: 7
Biological process (GO): cell-cell adhesion
Cellular component (GO): plasma membrane; cell-cell junction
Molecular function (GO): cell adhesion molecule binding
Source: RefSeq, a predicted model, not a curated record
AUGCUCUUUGCUAGGUGUACCAUAUUGUUGCGUGGCUCAUUGCUUUAUAAAUUUAACGAGAAGCCUGGUCGACGCUUUCUCUCUCUUUGUUCUCUUUCCUUCUCUGAUCCUGUUUUCAGAUGUCUUCUAAGAGGGAGCCUCAUCUUAUAUCUCUUAUUAUUGGCACCACUAAUAGUUGUUGGUAAUGUCUCCAUAACUUCAGCUCCUCCCCGCUCCUCUCCAGCUGUGUUUCAAGCAGGAGAGAAUGUCACUCUAACUUGUUCUAGCACUACUAAUACUUACUCAUGGACCUCAUCAUUUUCUGAGUCAGCAGUCACUACUAGUAACAUUACUGGUUUGUUCCUUCGUGGAGCUAAUACAGGAGAUCAUGUGUGUAACUCAGGAGGAAACACUGCCACUUAUACAAUAUCAGUACAAGGUACAACUGUUUGGUACAACAAUCCUCCCCCAGGGCGACUCCUACCAAACAACACUGCAAUAUCAGUAUACAGUGAUGUCUCUGAGGUCAGAUGCUACACUGGUGACACUAGCACUAACAAUGAUGCUACACAAAUACUCACUCCAACUGGUUCUUCCCAACCUCUUACAUUCACAAACAGGGAGGCAGGGUACCUUAGAAAGAAUGGUCAGACCUCAAUAAAUAGUGUUACUAAUGGGGUAUAUACUUGUCAAUAUACUAAUUCAACUGGUGGUGUUUCUUAUACAUCAUUUGCUGUCUUUCCAAGGAGCAGAGAGCCUUCUUCUGGCUCUAGUAAUACUACAUCUCUUGAAGUCCAGUCAGUUGAAUACAGCACUAAUAACGAGUCAAUCAUAGUUACCUGUAUAACCACUGGCUGGCCAGCAACUCAAGUUGUAUGGAAGCACAACAAUGUCCAGCUAUCCCCUGGCAGUGGAUUCACAAUGAACCAAAGGGUGAUGGACAGGGAGCAGUGUACAUACAAGAAUGACCUCAUUGUUGAGAAUGCCGUGAAUCAUCUCGGCACGUACAGGUGCGAGGUCAAAUCACUGCGUCAUAACAACGUUACCAUAGAUACCACGGUCGGGUCCGUGACCGUGCAAGCGGCAGGUAACGUACGAGUUGCCGUGACGACCAUGGGAUCGCAGGAAGUUGGUGAAUCUUUCUAUCUAAACUGUACUGUUAAUAAGAUAAAUAAUGUGUCACUGGAGAUAAGAUGGAUGAAGGAUAAUGUGACUAUAGUCUCUGAUAUGAGUAAAGGAGUGAUGCUUGGUGGUAUUGGAGAGGAUGCUAAUUCUGUUAGUAGGUUGCUUACCCUGAGUCCUAUCAGACUAUCACACACUGGUCAGUACUCCUGUGAUGCUGUCAAUGGUAGUGCUGUGGAUGGUAGAGCUACCAUUAAGGUUGAUAUUGAUGCUCCCUACCUCUCCCUCUCUCUAGACCCCAGUCCUGACCUAUCCCUCACACUGGGAGAAGAGUACACCCUAAUGUGUGCUGCGCUAUUACCAGACUCACUCAAUUCAACUGUUGCUUCCAUAACCUGGUACAAGGACUCUUUUCUUUUCACUGGGAGUGGUAUCACUACUAAUUUAGCCGAGGGAACUUCUAAUCUUAAUCUUGGUAUGGUUCUCUCUGAAGAGGCUGGUAAUUAUACUUGCGUGGCUAAUGUUUCGUCUUCAUUCAUUGAUACUGGAUAUAAUCUCAUUGUGUCUAAUACCACACUAAUCACUGUGUCAAUGCCUGAGCCUAAUUCAGUUGUGUUGGCUCUUAACUACCUAUCUCCACCCUAUUACGCUGGUCUCAGACGUGACCUUCAAUGCUCCAUUGAUUCAUUAUACAUACACAAUGAUCCUACAGUUACAGUCAGCGUUGAUAUACUGUUCAAUGACACAAUUGUUCGUUCUGGACUUUCUUCUAAUGGGAGGAAAAACCUACAACAGUUAUCGAGUAAUCCUAGUGGAGGGCAGUAUCGAAAGACUUUACAAUUUCAAUAUUUUGUUUCUUCUGAGGAUUCUGGUGUAUACACUUGCAUGGUCAGCGUGUCGUCAAAUUAUUUAUCAAGUUAUAUUGUCAAUGCUUCCAUUAGUAGGACCAAUGAAUAUGACAUUGUUG